Ramularia collo-cygni is the source of this 1431-nucleotide messenger RNA. Its product is annotated as related to proline oxidase Put1. The transcript is spliced from 2 exons. Gene Ontology annotation, cellular component: mitochondrion. The record is from RefSeq and is a predicted model, not a curated record. Bases 1 to 1431 code for a protein of 476 amino acids. NCBI's taxonomy places the organism in Eukaryota, Fungi, Ascomycota, Dothideomycetes, Mycosphaerellales, Mycosphaerellaceae. Gene Ontology annotation, molecular function: proline dehydrogenase activity; FAD binding.
AUGGCUGUGCGGAGUCCACAGCAGAUUUCAGUACUGCUGCUUCUUCAUGUCCACAAGCCAGCAAUCAAUGCAGUAACCCAUUCUUUCAGGCGACAUUACACAGACUAUACAGCUAGAGUCGCAGAGACCAAAACAAGCAGCAACUUACAAAAGAUCCCGCAACCCUCGGGCCUCGAACGCCUUUCAACAUUAUGUCUAUGGCGGAACUUGAUCCUGGGUGCAGCUUUCACGUCACCGAUACUUUUCAAGAUUGGUUUUGGAGCUAUGGGAUAUAUCGCCAACUCUCGUUCGAGAUUCUUGAACCCGGAUUCCAAUCCUCUGUUACGAGCGAUCAUCAAGCCGUUGGUUUACGAUCAGUUCUGUGCUGGAACCAAUCAGUAUGAGAUUGGAGUUACGAGAAGCGAAAUACAGCGGAUGGGUUUCGCUGGAGUUAUUCUUUGCUAUGGGAAAGAAAUUCAAGUUUCGGGAGCGAGUAAUGAGAUUCAUUCUACUGGAGCUGGGAAUACCGAUCAGAGUGUUGAGAUUGACAUGUGGAAGAAAGGGAAUCUGGAAACUCUUGACAUGAUUGGAGAGGGCGAUUGGGUUGGGAUGAAACUCACUGGUGCAGGACCUGGCAUCGCAACUGCUCUGAUGAACAACGAGGAUCCACCCCAGCAAUUCGUCGAUGCCAUGGACGCAAUCUGUCACAAAGCCAGAGAUCAGAACUGCAGAAUCUGGGUGGAUGCCGAACAACAAGUCAUGCAAGCCGCAAUCGAUCGAUGGACCAUUGAUUUCAUGCGAAAGCACAACCGUAAUGGUAAAGCAUUGGUUUACAAUACGAACCAAGCCUACCUCAAAUCCUCGCGGGAAAAACUAAAGCAUCAACUUUCCUUGGCCGAUAAAGAAGGCUGGACAUUAGGCAUCAAACUCGUUCGAGGAGCCUACAUUGCGAAUGAUAAGAGGGAGUUGAUCCAUGACACUAAGCAAGAUACUGAUGAUUCAUAUAACGGCCUCGUGCGAGAUCUCCUCUCAGGCACGAAUCUCGGCUUCGAACCUCUGAAUUUCCCACGCAUGCAACUCUUCCUCGCAGGUCAUAAUCCCGAAAGUGUCGACCGUGCAUGGGAACUAGUCCAACAGCUCUCCGCGACGGGACAAUUGAAAGUCCUGCCGGAUUUCGGACAACUGCAGGGUAUGGCUGAUGAAUUGGGCUGUAAAAUCGUUCAGCGAUGUGAAGACGUUACGAAGGAGAAUGCCGCAGCUGGAGUUAAGGGAGUUGUACCGGCUGUGUACAAGUGUUUGACGUGGGGGAGUCUGCAGGAGUGUAUGCAGUAUCUGAUUCGAAGGGCGGUGGAGAAUAGUGGUGGAGUUGAGAGGAUGAAGGAUGGGAUGGCUGCGAAUUGGAGGGAGUUGAAGAGGAGGAGUAUGGUGAGAUUGGGUGGCCGGUCGGUUUGA